This is a messenger RNA of Micromonas pusilla CCMP1545, 1217 nucleotides long. It is a transcript of the gene HEMC, whose product is annotated as porphobilinogen deaminase, chloroplast precursor. The record is from RefSeq and is a predicted model, not a curated record. Gene Ontology annotation, molecular function: hydroxymethylbilane synthase activity. Gene Ontology annotation, cellular component: cytoplasm. The transcript is spliced from 3 exons. The coding region runs from base 35 to 1165 and encodes 376 amino acids. Gene Ontology annotation, biological process: heme biosynthetic process. Lineage: Eukaryota; Viridiplantae; Chlorophyta; Mamiellophyceae; Mamiellales; Mamiellaceae.
CGUCAUUCGUUAUACUGAAGUGAAGUUCGGAAAUAUGGCCUCCGUCGCGAUCACAGCGUCGUUCUCCGCAAGUGUUGACUUUACCUCUGUUUCCACACGAAAGUUGAGUUUCCGCUCGAAGUUCCUGUCUGUUAGUCCUCCCCUUGCGGCGUCGUCAGCUCAUCGCACGUCGAGGAACCGCAAUGUCGUUCGUGUAGUUGCUGAGGUAGAUGAACCCAUCGUGAAGAUCGGCACUCGCGGAAGUCCACUAGCCCUGGCACAAGCAUACAUGACACGUGACCUCUUGAAGAAAAACUUCGUCGAGCUGUCUGAGGAAGGUGCCCUUGAGAUAUGCAUCAUCAAGACCACUGGCGACAAAGUACUUGACCAACCUCUUGCAGAUAUUGGUGGUAAAGGCCUUUUCACCCGUGAAUUAGAUGUCGCCCUCCUUGACGGUCGCAUCGACAUUGCGGUUCACUCCAUGAAAGAUGUACCGACUUAUCUUCCUGAAGGUUCCAUCUUGCCUUGCAUGCUCCCUCGUGAAGAUGUUCGUGAUGCGUUCAUAUCAGUUAAGUAUGACGACCUUUCCGAACUUCCAGAUGGUGCUCUAGUCGGCACUGCGUCACUAAGGCGCCAAUCGCAGCUCCUUGCAAAGUUUCCUACCUUAAAGUGCGUUAACUUUCGCGGCAACGUGCAGUCCCGUAUCCGUAAGCUGCAAGAAGGCGUUGUUGACUGCACACUCUUGGCCAUAGCUGGGCUUAACCGCAUGGACAUGACAGAGCACGCCACAAAAAUACUUGAGACUGACGUCAUGUUACCUGCUGUUGCACAAGGAGCAAUCGGUAUCGCUUGUCGUACUGGUGAUAGCCGUCAGCUUGAGUUCCUUGAGAAGCUAAACCACGAAGAAACUCGCAUUGCUGUUGAGUGUGAGCGUGCAUUCCUGGCGUCACUCGAUGGUUCGUGCCGCACCCCUAUUGCAGGAUAUGCGUACAAGAGCGGGAACAAUCUCGAAUUCCGUGGUCUUGUUGCAUCUCUGGAUGGAAAACAAAUCCUUGAGACAACUCGAAGCAGUAACUGGUCCUUUACAGAUGCUAUCGACGCUGGAAAAGAUGCUGGGAAUGAGCUCAAGGCGCUGGCUCCUUCUGAGUUUUUUGAAAAUCUCCUCGAGCAUGGUGGAAGUUGGUGAGCUUUGAGAGUAUUGUUAGGGAUGUUCAAUACAUAUUUUUUUGUGGGGACAC